AUGAAUAAAAAUAAAAUCUGGACAUACGAGGAAAUAUCGAGGCCUCAUAUAAGACUUUUCCAACUUGUUGGCUUCAUUCCUUUUGAGGAAACUGUGAAUGGAACCCAAUUAAGAACUUUACCAUUCAGAUAUUUUGCAGAUAUUCAGGAAGAACCAUUAUUCACAAUAGUAUAUGUAUUUCAAGGUAUUGUUACUUACAGUAUAGUAGUAAUUAAUACAGCAGCCGAAGCCACGGGAUAUUAUGUAAUUUUACUAGCAUGUGGAUACUUGAGAUCUGUUAGAACAAGAUUAAGAUCAUUAGCAGAACGCCAGGAUAAACUAAAUUCAAAUGAUAAAGAAAAUCAAAAUAAAACAACUGAAUUAAUUUAUAAGGAUGUACUUCAAUGUGCUAAGUUUCAUCAGAAUAUAAUGGUAUAUUGUGAGGAAAUCGAACAAUUUAUGCGAAUUAUUUCCUUCGUUGGAGUAUUUACAACAAUUUACAACAUAUCUAUGAUUGGAAUAAAAAUGUUUCAGUAUAUGAUACUUAUGACAUUGAAUGUAUUUCAAUUUUUCACAUAUCAGUGGAGUCCUGAUGGCCUCUUAAGAGAAAGUGAUGCCAUUGCAAACGCAGCAUACAGUACUAGUUUAAAACAAGUUGGUAAUCAUAAAAGUAUAAAUAAGAUACUGCACUUCUUAAUAAUGAGAGCACAAAAACCAAUGCAAUUAACCGCUGGAGGAUUUGUCAAACUUUCUAUGGAGACAUUUGGCGUUAUGAUUAAAAGCGCUUUCUCAUUCUUUGCUCUUCUUCGUAACGCUGAUAUUUAAUAUAAAAGGAUUUCCAUAGAUCAAAAUACUUUAAUAG
Molecule: messenger RNA, 841 nt
Organism: Ceratosolen solmsi marchali
Lineage: Eukaryota; Metazoa; Arthropoda; Insecta; Hymenoptera; Agaonidae
Product: odorant receptor Or2-like
Exons: 7
Coding region: 1-804 (267 amino acids)
Biological process (GO): detection of chemical stimulus involved in sensory perception of smell; sensory perception of smell
Cellular component (GO): plasma membrane
Molecular function (GO): olfactory receptor activity; odorant binding
Source: RefSeq, a predicted model, not a curated record